AUGGGGACUAGCUGGGUGCUCAACGCCACGGCGUCGUCGGUGGAGGGACGCGGGGCGGGGGAGGCGGAGCCCGCGCCCUCGCCCGCGCCCGACGCGGAGGCGCCGCGCCGCCGCCGCCACCGCCCGCUCUACCGUCGGCUCUUCCACUACUUCCGGACCGCUUGGACCGGCGUCAAGUUUGCUCUAGGUCUCACAGAGCAGUCAGAGAACUCCGAACUCGAGGAGUUGGGUGAGCAACUCCCGCGCUACCGACCGGAUUCCAUAGCGGCCCUGCGGCGCGUCACCCGCUUCACGGAGCCCGAGCUGAAGCGCCUGUACCGCGGCUUCAAGGCCGAGUGUCCCACGGGCGUGGUCAAGGAGGACACCUUCAAACUGAUCUAUUCACAGUUCUUCCCUCAAGGAGCCAACACUGCACAGUACGCCCACUACGUUUUCAACACACUGGAUCAAGACAGAAGUGGCUUGUUAAGUUUUGAGGAGUUCGUGACGGGCCUAUCGGUGCUCUCAAGAGGUAGUUUAGAAGAAAAGUUGCGAUGGACGUUCUCCCUAUACGACAUUAACGGUGACGGCUGCAUCACUAAAGAGGAGAUGACCGACAUAGUGACGGCCAUCUACGAUCUGAUGGGCCGGGUGGUGGAACCCUCGGUCGAGGAUGACGUGGUACAGCAGAAGGUGGAGAGACUGUUUCAGAAAAUGGAUCUAAACCGCGACGGUGUUGUGACAUUGGACGAAUUCCUGGACUGCUGCGUGCGCGACGAGGACAUCUCGCGCUCCAUGGGCGUGUUCGACAGCACCUUCUGACAUCCUGCUGACGGCGCGGGCGCCUCCAACGCCGCGCGCCGCCGCGCCGCCCCGUGACAAAGGCCUUUGAGUGCCCCAUUUCUACUCGGGGCUUAGGGCUUCUUUGAAAAUAAUCCUUCAAUCUCUAAGGGCGACGCGGCUUUUAAGGAUUACCGAAGCUGAUGCGUUGCCAUGAACAAACUGCGUGAACGCAUUAUUUAAGCUCCGGUACCAGAAAUCCUUACUUGGUACUUGCGUAACAGUUCUUGGAUCCGCUUUUUGUCUUAAAUUACUGUUCUGACUGUGAUCUAGUAUUCAGUCAUUUGAUGUGUAAGGCGCGCGGAAAGCCUCAAUAAACCUUGUCCCUCAA
Cydia splendana is the source of this 1150-nucleotide messenger RNA. RefSeq names its product Kv channel-interacting protein 4-like. Gene Ontology annotation, molecular function: calcium ion binding. Lineage: Eukaryota; Metazoa; Arthropoda; Insecta; Lepidoptera; Tortricidae. The transcript is spliced from 7 exons. The record is from RefSeq and is a predicted model, not a curated record. Bases 1 to 801 code for a protein of 266 amino acids.